GUUGUGUAUUCACGGACGUGAAGAACUUUGUGAACCCGUCUGUGCUACGGGACGCCAAGGAGGCUCGCUCUGAGGCGGCAAGCCGCAUCCGCGACAUCAUUUUUGAGAAGUGCAUGCGUAGACGUGCUUGGUGCGUCCGCCACGGGCGUCUGUGCGGGGUCCGCCGGGCGCACAUUCACGUCGCUGGGACCCCCUGCGUCGAUCAUAGCCAGUUUGGGUUGCGGCGCGGCGCGGAUGGCCCGACGAACAUCGACCUCUACAGCUGGAUGGGGCAGCGGCGGCAACUCCAGGAGCCAAUCGUGAUUGCAGAGUGCGUCGCGCAGUUCGGCCUCACCAGCCUCGACGAGGGCAUCGGGGACAUCUACGCGCUUGAGCGCAUGGAGAUCGACCCCGUCGAGCUUGGGUGGCCCGCCCGCAGGCCUCGGCAGUUCAUCGUCGGGAUCCUGCGCGACAACUUCCCCGUGGUGCCUGUGCUUCCAGCGCCCUGCGACACGAUGAGUGGCAUCGUUGCGAACCUGCUGGCCCGGCCUUGCGGCAUCACGCAGGACGCGUUCCUGAUUUCCACGCAGGAGGAGCGCGAUGCUGAGCUCGAGUGGGCACGCAAGCGGCCAUCGGCUUUGGAGCGGCGCGACCCUGCGGUGCUGUCCGAGCUCGACGUCGUCCAGCGCACCGAGUGCAAACGGUACAACAGAGUAGACCAGCCAGGGACAUUCGCUGCGGCCCUGAGCUUCAAUGAGCGCAGCCGCCUGAAUGCCUGGAGGUGGCUGACGACAUUGGAGCUGUUCACGGCCAUGGGCUUCCCCAUCGAUGACGCGUCGGUCACUGCAUCAGGGGCGUGCUGCUGCUUCAGCAGGUGCUACGAUCCCCCUGAGGCGAGGACCCGCGCGUCCGCUGUCUGCCAGAACGGCAACGCGAUGCACGUGAACGCCAUCGGCGCAGCAUCCUUGGCCUCUCUGCUGUUUUGGCCCGGGAUCCUGGCCAUCGACCCCGACAUCCAGCCCGGCACUGACAGGCUGACUGACAGGGUCGGCGUUGUCACCGCCAUCGGCGACAUCGCCGACGUCGGCGACCCGCCGCUCGAUGGCCCCGCCGUGCCCGAGGGUUCUGUGGCCGCCACGAG
Molecule: messenger RNA, 1120 nt
Organism: Prorocentrum cordatum
Lineage: Eukaryota; Dinophyceae; Prorocentrales; Prorocentraceae
Source: the annotation of a GenBank genome assembly